AUGAGUGACGCAUAUGAGCGUGAGCAGCAGAACAAUGCGCUGCUGAGCGGUCUUUCCUCAAAGGUCUCUGCUCUCCGAUCUGUGACCAUCGAUAUCCACGACCACGCACGAGACCAUGACACAAUCGAUCACUCGAACGAAGUGUUUUCCUCAUUCUCUUCCAACUUGAAAGGCAGCGCCUCCCGCUUGACACGGAUGGCCAAGCAAGGCGACACAGUCGCCGUGCUCAAAGUUGCGGGUAUCUGCAUCGGAGUCAUUCUCUUCUUGUACAUCAUUAUCGGAUGGAUAUUUUGA
Penicillium diatomitis is the source of this 294-nucleotide messenger RNA. Its product is annotated as SNARE domain- containing protein. The transcript is spliced from 3 exons. Bases 1 to 294 code for a protein of 97 amino acids. The record is from RefSeq and is a predicted model, not a curated record. NCBI's taxonomy places the organism in Eukaryota, Fungi, Ascomycota, Eurotiomycetes, Eurotiales, Aspergillaceae. Gene Ontology annotation, biological process: intra-Golgi vesicle-mediated transport.